CCAUGGAUCCUUCAAACAUAAGAGAGAAAAUCGGUCGCUUUCGAAUUCUCAUUAUAGGAAGAGCUAAUGCAGGAAAAACUACCAUCCUACAGAGAGUUUGCAACACGCGGGACAAUCCACAAAUAUAUAACAGCGCCGGGGAAAAGAUCGACCUUGAAGUUCUAACAGCAUCCAAAUCGCGCGAAUUACAUGAUAUUCACAAUGAAAUGGUUUUUCAAAGCAACCCGGGCUUCGUUUUCCACGAUCCACGGGGUUUCGAGGCAGGCAGCCAAUCUGAAUUCGACAAGGUCAAGGCAUUUAUCGCUGACCAUUCCAAGGAAACAAAAAUAACAAAACGACUCCAUGCUAUAUGGUACUGCAUCCCAAUGGACGAAGCAAGCAGGUCGUUUACUGCAGCUGAAAAUAAGUUUUUCUCUCAGUGCGACACAGGAAGCAUACCUGUGAUCGUUUUGUUUACAAAGUUUGAUGCCCUAUACGACGUCGCAUACGCACAACUGAAAAAGGAAGGAAGAUCUCGGAAAGAUGCUAAACAACUGGCCCAAAAACGCGCAGAAGAAACAUUUGCCAAUGGAACACAAUUGAAGUUUCUCCAGAAUGUCCGAUGGCCUCCAAGAGGUCACGUAUGCCUUCCCAAUAUGAACAAAGAUGAUGCAAAUCCAGGGCCACUGAUCGAAUGCACAGCUGGAGCUUUGGAUGAUGAAGUGCUGGAGCGAUUGUUCGUCUCGACCCAGCAGACGAACUUGGAGAUCUGCAUGAUACAUGCAAUUGAAAGCACACUCCGAAAACAUCUUGAGACAACCGCAUCUGAAGGUCAUGAGACGAUGAUAGGAACCUUAGGCGGCUGGUUUCCACAUAUUCAGGCAGUACGUGUGUCAAUCCUCGUGUGAGCAAGAGCCAUGCUGAUCCAAGUCGUUGCCUAUCGUUCGCAGGAUGACGUGCUUCGCGACGAUCACUGUGCGGUGAUACAGUCCAAGUUACCCUCUGUGGUAUGUCCAAUCAGUGGCAGAUUGCACACACGUCUCAUGUUGGGAAUCUGCCAGGCCUCUGGCUCAUCAACUUUGGAGAACAUGGUUCAGCUCAUUUCCGGUGAAUUUUGAGGCUGCGUUGCGAUGAAGCUGCUUAUUAUUGACCGUUUAGCUGCUGUCAUUAUCUUCGAGCACUCUUCCUAUAUUUUCGACAAGCGGCGCUAUCUUCAGGACAAGCGGGAGUCGGAUCCCUCUUUUUAUGUCGCUCUGGAGCAGU
Molecule: messenger RNA, 1242 nt
Organism: Suillus plorans
Lineage: Eukaryota; Fungi; Basidiomycota; Agaricomycetes; Boletales; Suillaceae
Exons: 9
Molecular function (GO): GTP binding
Source: RefSeq, a predicted model, not a curated record